Molecule: messenger RNA, 1711 nt
Organism: Anneissia japonica
Lineage: Eukaryota; Metazoa; Echinodermata; Crinoidea; Comatulida; Comatulidae
Product: adhesion G-protein coupled receptor G7-like
Exons: 7
Coding region: 1-1242 (413 amino acids)
Source: RefSeq, a predicted model, not a curated record
AUGAACUCUGUGUUUGUGUUCUCGGUAAUAUCUGAAGGUCCGUUUAUAAAGUCAUGUGCUAGUGAUAUCACAUCGUAUGAAACCAAUCCAGUCUGGGAUUACCCGGAAUCAAUACAACCAGAUCUGUCGUCUCCUGCACCUAAUAUGACGUGCUCGGACCAGCCUGGUACAUCCUAUGAAUAUGGUACAACGAAUUAUGUCACGUGUUCUGCAACAGACAAAUAUGGAAAUUCUGCCUCUUGCUCCUUUAACAUUUUUAUAGUAAGCAAAACCCAAGCUGAAAUUGCAAAUCUUACAGCCAAGAAUGUUACUAAUGAAAACGUGAACCAGGUAGCGACUGAUCUGGAGAGUAUCACCGAAGACCCAGAGGACUUAAGUUCAGAAGAUAUUGUAGUGGUAACCAAUUUAUUGGAGGACAUUGUCUCGGUUGAAUCUCCUGACGAAGAGGUAACGGAGGCUGUUGUCGGAACUGUUGAUAACCUCCUCCAGGGAGCGGAGGACGAUGACGCUGAAAUAACACCAGAAACGUCUGCAUCCAUUUUAAAUUCAUUAGAAGAGCAGUUGAAUACUUCAGCCUCUGCUGGGUACAACGUAACACAAGACAAAGAAACACUUGGCGUUCAGACGCUAAGCGUGCGGAAACGGUCGUUGAAUAAUGGUAUCACAUUUGGAGUAAGCCAGACUGAAGACGGUAACCGGACUGUAGGGAAUUCCAUCAAUAAAAACCAAGGCGAAAAAUCAAAUCCCGAGACGACUAUCACUCUGCCACAAUGGUUACUUGAUGUCGGAGGGAAACAAUUAACGAACAUUAGCUUCGCUGCAUACUAUAACGAUGUCUUGUUUCCGGCGACCACCGUGCCUACACUCAACGUGUCAGAUGUGAUCAUUUCUGCAACAAUCUACGACAAUAGCCACCCAGAUGUCUUUAAAGAGCCUGUCCUCAUACAAUUUAAUAGGUACUCGAAAGCUGUUAACUUUACUUGCGUAUACUGGGAUGAAAAUCUUGGUGCAUAUGGUGACUGGUCGACCAUUGGCUGUGAGGGUGAAGCCGAUAUGCAUAGCGUUACAUGUAAAUGUACACAUUUAACAAGCUUUGCUGUCCUGGUAUCCCGUCCAAAUUAUCUGUCUGCAGACUCGCCUUCUAAUUUUGAUCUAAUCUUGACGAUUGUGACGUACGUAGGAUGUGCUGUGUCGAUAGUCUGUCUUAUAAUGACCAUAGCAAUUAUUCUAUCUCUAAAGUAAGUUACACGUAAAUUCAUAUAAUUGAACUUGUAAUAACACUGUCCGUAUCAUUCUGCCUAUUAGGCAUAUUGUGCCUACUAUAAUCUAUAUUCAUUUGUACAAAUCAUCUUAAUACAUAGUCAGUAAUGAGUCUAUAAUGAACGAUAACAAAGGUGUAGGCUAAUGCCUUUGGUAAAAACCACGAGAGGUUAUGGCGUAUAAUUUAGAACGCAAACAGGGUUUGAAUGGAUCAUGUAACUAGUUUAGCAUAAAUCCAUGAAUUUAUACUUGUCAAUACCAGUCUCUGUGCAUGUGGUAUUGUAGAUUGUCCCGUCCUUUGGGAUACCACCCAGUGGCGGAUUCAAUGCAGGCCCGCUUCCCCCAUCCUUUAAUUUUUCUACUUUAUAAAACAAAAACGAAAAUUAUAUUUAAAUUAUGUCUGAGUGUGCCAUUUCCGGCCACCAGGUGCCAUAAUCAUAAAUUGUCUUAC